AUGGUGGUCAGAAUGGAAGAACAUCUCUUCUACGGAUCACUGAAGGUCUAUUGCAUUGCCUUGGAUGAGAACUACCAAGGUGCUGAUAAUGAGGUUGAUGGUACUCCAUCUCCUAAAAUCAGCAGAAGUGGACAACCGAUCAGAUAUGCUCCACCAACUGACUACCCUCUCAUCGGCUAUGAUGCACCAACCCUUAUUGAUGUUGCUGCUGGCAAGAAGCGAAAAAUGACCAGCACCAAGAAAAUGAUUCAGAAAACCCCGGGCUCCUCCAACCGAACCCUGACCAUUGCAUCGGCACCAGAUGCCGAUGCUUCAGCAUAUGCCUCUCCUCCUCGUUCGGAAGACAUAGCUACCGAAGAUAUGGAUGAAGAUAACGUUCAGGAGAUUGCCCCCCAAACAUCUCCGAUUAUCCAGAUUCAGCAUCUUCCUUCCAAGAGGGCCAGAACGACUGCUUCACCAAUCCAGCAAACAUCAAGCAUUGUGCAAGAGUCGCCAGUUAUCCCUCAAGAUGUUCUUCCCGACCCUGGUGUUUCCACAUUACCACUCAUAUCUUCUUCUGCACCAAUCACUAAUGAAGUUCCACGAAUUCAGGCAGCUAUGGAGCAAUCCAAAAGAGAUCUAGAAGCCAAACGGGAUCGCCUCAUCAAGGAACUAGAACAUGUAAACCAGGAAACUGCCGAUGUGGACAACAGAUUAUACCAGCUUCCAAUAGCUCUUCAGCAACUCGAAGUAGAGAAACAAGAACAAGCCCGGCAGACCUAUCAACUCCACAAGAGCAUCAAAACAAUACCAGGGUCUGCCGAGGCCAACGUUCAAGAGAUCCAGAUUGCUGAUGACAUUCACUUGCGUGCGAUCUCUGUAAUCCAGAAUGCCCUAGGACCCUCGUGA
Panicum virgatum (switchgrass) is the source of this 888-nucleotide messenger RNA. RefSeq lists its product as uncharacterized. The record is from RefSeq and is a predicted model, not a curated record. Bases 1 to 888 code for a protein of 295 amino acids. Lineage: Eukaryota; Viridiplantae; Streptophyta; Magnoliopsida; Poales; Poaceae. The transcript has 6 exons.